Molecule: messenger RNA, 996 nt
Organism: Angiostrongylus costaricensis
Lineage: Eukaryota; Metazoa; Nematoda; Chromadorea; Rhabditida; Metastrongylidae
Source: the annotation of a GenBank genome assembly
AUGGGUGAAUACCAUUCGUAUUCUGCAUUUGUCUCAUGGAUGGAGCAAAUCGCGCAAGCCAUACCUGAUCUAGCAAAAGUGGUCAACAUUGGUCUUAGUAGUGAAGGCAGAAGCAUUAUAGGAAUAAAGUUUGGAGAAGAUAAACCAUACAAGAAAGUGGUUGUAAUCGACGCUGGCAUUCACGCUCGCGAAUGGGCUGCCAUCCACACUGGGAUGUAUUUUAUUAACAUGAUCGUCAACAAUCGCAAGGAUGACCCAAAAAUCGUCAGUUACUUGGAGAACCUGGUCAUCUAUAUCUUCCCAGUUUUGAAUCCAGACGGCUAUGAAUACUCACGCAGCAAUAGGACGGAUCCCAGAGCACGUAUGUGGCGUAAGUCGAGGUCGGCAAAGGCGUGCGCGUUCGAUGGUAUCUCGAACGGCUGCUGUCGUGGUGUUGACCUUAACAGAAACUUUGAUUUUCAUUUCGCGGAAAUCGGAUCAUCUAAAUAUCCCUGUUCGGAGAUCUACCAUGGUACAAUGGCUUUUAGCGAACCAGAAACGAAAGCAUUUUCGAAUCUCCUCUUAUCACUGAAAGGCCGACUCCAAGGCUAUAUAACCUUGCACGCAUAUUCGCAACUCUGGAUUUACUCUUAUUCGCACCGAAAAUUCACCUACGCACACGACAUUAACGAAACGAAGCGGAUUGCUAAGAAAGCUGUUGACGAACUUGAGAAGAUGUAUGGCACAAAAUAUCGUUAUGGCACAGGGCCGGAGGUCAUUUACCCAUUUUCUGGAGGAUCAACCGACUGGGCAACAGAAACACUCAAGGUGAAGUAUUCCUAUACGAUUGAGCUUCGCCCAAACUACCAAGGUAUCAUAAACUGGAACGGUUUCGUACUCGAUAAAAGCCAGCUAAUACCAACGGCGAAAGAGACGUGGGCAGGUGUCAGCGUUGUUCUUGACGAAAUCCUCAAACAGUACAAAACCAAUCGAUACUAUAUGUGCGUACGCUUCUAA